Molecule: messenger RNA, 1499 nt
Organism: Acanthisitta chloris (rifleman)
Lineage: Eukaryota; Metazoa; Chordata; Aves; Passeriformes; Acanthisittidae
Gene: CRKL
Product: v-crk avian sarcoma virus CT10 oncogene homolog-like
Exons: 3
Biological process (GO): positive regulation of ERK1 and ERK2 cascade
Molecular function (GO): protein binding
Source: RefSeq, a predicted model, not a curated record
CGUUUCGAUUCGUCGGACCGCUCCAGCUGGUACGUGGGCCCCGUGUCGCGGGCGGAGGCGCAGACCAGGUUGCAAGGGCGGCGGCAUGGCAUGUUCCUGGUGCGGGACUCGUCCACCUGCCCGGGGGACUACGUGCUCUCGGUGUCCGAGAACUCCCGCGUUUCCCACUACAUCAUCAACUCCCUGCCCAACCGCCGCUUUAAGAUCGGCGACCAGGAGUUCGAGCACCUGCCCGCCCUGCUGGAGUUCUACAAGAUCCACUACCUGGACACCACCACCCUCAUCGAGCCUGCGCCCAGGUAUCCAAGUCCACCAAUGGGAUCUGGAACUGCCCCUGCUAUGUCCACUGCAGAAGGAAAUGUGGAGUAUGUUCGGACUCUCUAUGACUUUCUCGGCCACGAUGCUGAGGAUCUUCCAUUUAAAAAGGGCGAGAUACUGGUAAUUGUAGAGAAGCCAGAAGAACAGUGGUGGAGUGCCAGAAACAAGGAUGGUCGGGUUGGGAUGAUUCCUGUUCCUUACGUAGAAAAGCUAGUCAGAUCUCUUGGGAAGCAUGGAAACAGGAAUUCCAACAGUUACGGUAUUCCAGAACCUGCCCAUGCCUAUGCUCAGCCUCAAACAGCAAAUCCCCUUCCCUCAGUAUCCAGCACACCUGGAGCAGUCAUGACCCCUCGGCCAUCAACACAGAACGGACCAGUCUAUGCCAAAGCUAUCCAAAAGAGAGUACCCUGUGCUUAUGACAAGACUGCGCUGGCAUUAGAGGUUGGAGACAUUGUGAAGGUUACAAGGAUGAAUAUAAACGGUCAGUGGGAAGGAGAAGUCAACGGUCGGAAAGGGCUUUUCCCUUUCACACAUGUCAAAAUAUUUGACCCUCAAAACCCAGAGGAGAACGAGUGACUCCCUGUGCCCGAUAUACACUGCUGCUUCAUUUUCCUGGCUAUCAUUAGCAUUGUUUGAGGUCAGACGAUGACUUAAUGGCACAUUGCUAGCAUUGCCCAUUUUCCAGCUUGCUUCAGUCUGACAGUUCUUUUAAUAUACGUUUGGAGUACAUACAACUGAAGUCACUGCCUGACCUUCAUACCAUAGCUGCGUCAUCCAGAAUUUAGUUUCACUUUUAAAUUGGGCCUUAAGCUGGAGAAGACUGAACCGGAACGUAGCAGAGAGGUAUGGGAAGAAUACCUUUCCUGUAGAGACUUGAUGGACUUUUUUUGGUUUGCUCAGUAGGAAGAGCCCUUAUCUUAGAUCAAACAUACAACUCGUGCAUUACUGUCCCAACAAAAAGCAACAACAAAAAUGCAAUUUUAGGACUGAAGAAGAUUUUAGUUUUAAACCGACCUCUCCUAAGGUAGUACAUUUAAAAUGAUGGUCUCUUUAAAGGACAAUAAUUGGAGCUUAUGUAUCCUAAGCAGUUGUAUUAGACACUGCUCUUUUCUGUUAACUCUUGAGCUUGUUGUUGACCUUCUUGAAACAGUGUGUGUAAAAUGCAAAUAACCAUUGAUUGA